AUGCACCGAGCAAACGCAACGUUUCGUGAGUUCCUGGUUGCAGCUAUUGCCAGCAUAUCAGGGAUUGCGAUGGGACUUGCUCUUGGGUGGCCAUCGCCAAUGUUUCGUAAGCUCACGGAAGAGACCUUGACGGAAAAUCCCAUCGGUUACGUGAUAGUCGAAAGCGAACAAUCUUGGAUCAACUCAGUGUUAGCAAUCGGAGGAUUUUUUGGACCCUUCGCUGCAGGGUACGUUGCUGAUCGAAUAGGUCGAAAGCCCGCUCAUCUGUUAAGCAGUGCCAUACAUAUCGCUGGUUGGAUCAUGUUGCUACUGGCUAAGUCCGUACCGGUUAUGAUAGCUGCCCGGUUUGUUUUAGGAUUUGGUAGUGGGUAUAUUUUAAUCACCUUAACAAUAUAUAUCGGUGAAAUCGCCAGUGACAAGUAUCGAGGGAUCUUGGGAUCUUUUUUACAAAUUGGUCAAACAAUUGGUAUCUUGUACGUUUACUGCAUUGGACCAUAUGUCGGAUACUACGCAUUCCAGUGGAUAUGCUGUGCCGUCCCAAUUGUAUUUGCCAUCGGUUUCCUGUAUAUGCCGGAAACUCCACACUAUUUAGUUUCUAAGGGGCUACAUGAAAAGGCAAUCCUUUCUUUGAUGUAUCUUCGUGACGCUACAGCCGAGGAAAUACAACCAGAUCUAGAUGCUGUAAAAGAGUACAUCCACCAAGAAGAAGAACUGCAGCAUUCGAACGCUUUCCGGAAGCUUUUUACUCAACGAGCGAACCAAAAAGCUAUUCUUAUCAGUUUUUGUUUACUGUCGUUUCAGCAGUGGACUGGAAUAGACUGCAUAUUGUCCAACAGUGAGUUGAUUUUCGCUGAAGCCCGAAUAUCACUGUCUCCGGAUAUUUCAACCAUCAUCAUUGGAGUCGUACAAGUGAUCUGCUGCUGCAUAACGCUACUGUUCGUGGACCGUGUUGGACGUAGGCCGGUGUUAAUGUAUUCUGCGCUUGGACUUUCAAUCUCGCUGGCGUUACUAGGAGCAUACUUUUUGAUGGAACCGAUGGCGAUCCCAGCGGAACAUAUCAGCUGGAUUCCAUUAACCGGUAUGAUCGGUUUCAUUGCCAUCUUUAACUUUGGAUUCGGCCCGGUACCGUGGGCUAUUGCGUCGGAAAUUUUUGCCUACGACGUGAAAGCCCUAGGGAGUACGAUAAACGUUUCCGUAACGUGGAUAUUGGACUUUCUGGCGCUGCGUUUUUUUCUUUUGAUUAGCGAGUCCAUCGGGUUCGAGUGGGCAUUUUGGAUCUUUGCCCUUGUUUGCCUGGCAGCAUUCGUAUUUACGUUGCUGCUCGUUAUCGAAACGAAAGGGCUCAGUCUACAGGAAAUACAGCUACGACUGGGCGGCAAAUCUGCGGGAUAA
Sabethes cyaneus is the source of this 1392-nucleotide messenger RNA. Its product is annotated as facilitated trehalose transporter Tret1-like. The coding region runs from base 1 to 1392 and encodes 463 amino acids. Gene Ontology annotation, cellular component: membrane. Gene Ontology annotation, biological process: transmembrane transport; carbohydrate transport. The transcript has 3 exons. Gene Ontology annotation, molecular function: sugar transmembrane transporter activity. The record is from RefSeq and is a predicted model, not a curated record. Lineage: Eukaryota; Metazoa; Arthropoda; Insecta; Diptera; Culicidae.